This is a messenger RNA of Tripterygium wilfordii, 1119 nucleotides long. Its product is annotated as E3 ubiquitin-protein ligase SINA-like 10. The coding region runs from base 1 to 1119 and encodes 372 amino acids. The transcript has 3 exons. The record is from RefSeq and is a predicted model, not a curated record. Gene Ontology annotation, molecular function: zinc ion binding. Lineage: Eukaryota; Viridiplantae; Streptophyta; Magnoliopsida; Celastrales; Celastraceae.
AUGGAAAAUACACAUAUAAGGAAGGUGGCCAGGCUUUUGCUGAUUAGGUUAUUGGAGAUGAAAAAUUUCUCAGAAACAGCUGCUUCUAGCAGCCGAAAGCGGGCAAGAUUAUUUGGAAACCAAAGCGAAGAUGAAGAACAAGAAGAAGAACUGUUAACUGCACAAAACAGUGAAAGACAAAGCGAAUAUGCUGAAGAUCUUGAACCGUACUCAAGCACCCAAAAUAGUGAAAGAGAGAGCGAAUAUAGUGAAGAACUUGAAUCGUACUCAAGUGCCCCAAGCAGUGAAAGAGAAAGCGAGUAUGGUGAAGAACUUGAAUCGUCAAAUGCUCGUCACAAAAGCAAUACCAAUGGUUCCAUGAUUGUUUCCUUGACCGAACCUAAUGUGCUUGAUUGUGAUAUCUGCUAUGAGCCCUUGACUACUCCUGUAUUUCAGUGUGAGAAUGGGCAUAUAGCUUGCUCCCAGUGCUGCGAGCAACUCAAAAACAAAUGCCCCUCAUGCGCAUUGCAUAUCGGCUCUAUCCGUUGCCGGGCAAUCGAAAGAAUUCUGGAGUCGAUCAGAGUAUCAUGUCAAAACACUUCCUAUGGAUGCAAUGAAACAUCAAUGCUGUAUAACCAGAAACAACACCACGAGACGACUUGCCUCUACGCUCCAUGUCCGUGCCCCUUUGCCAAUUGCGACUACCAGAGUCUGGCGAAGCAGUUAUCUAUACACUUGAACGAGAGACAUCCGAAUCACUUGAGGUAUUUGUUCAAGUAUGACUCCACAUUCUCAAUCAAAUUAGACCGGAAUGUCGAAUGUGUUGUCCCUGAAGAAGAUCAAGAAGGUGAUCUAUUCGCCAUCACAAGGUACACGGAUAAUUUGUUUAGGGUUGAUGCAGUUGUUGUUAGUCACAUUAUUGGGACAACAAUGCAACGAGGACAUCCCUAUGAACUCACCGCAAGUAUUGAUGGACCUGAUGGAAUUAGAACUCUCAAAAUUCAGUCUUUCACAAGAAAUCAUGUUCCAUGUAAUAGUAUUAGUGAUGGAGCUCGUCCUGCAGGCAGGGACGUAGCCAGGAUUUGUGAUGAGGGGGGGCAUUGUGGGGGUUCGGGGGCAACGCCCCCGAAAUUUUUUUGA